Messenger RNA from Chionomys nivalis (European snow vole), 657 nucleotides. RefSeq names its product ankyrin repeat domain-containing protein 7-like. The coding region runs from base 1 to 657 and encodes 218 amino acids. Gene Ontology annotation, molecular function: protein binding. The record is from RefSeq and is a predicted model, not a curated record. Lineage: Eukaryota; Metazoa; Chordata; Mammalia; Rodentia; Cricetidae. The transcript is spliced from 5 exons.
AUGCAGGAGGACUUCGAGUAUGAUGCCCUCACCAUUCGGGCCCCUCAGAGGACUCGCUGGUAUACCCGCCUGUGGUCUGCAUGCCGGGGUUGUGGGUGCUUGGGCCGAAGACAGCAGCGAUUUCCCUUGUACCUUAUUGGGUACGAUCCUGUGGGGCGGUUCCAAAGGGCGGCCAGUGUGGGUGAUGUGGCUUUAGUCGAAAGAUUGAUCAAUGCCAGUGAACACCAUGUUAACGAAUGCGACAGGAGGGGCAGGAGUGCACUGCACUACGCCUCUGCCCAUAAUCAUCCUAAUGUAGUAACAUUGCUAUCGUCCAACGACUGUACCGAUAUUAAUAUGAAGGAUGAUGAAGGCUGCACACCCUUGAUAAAGGCCACCCAACGGGACAAUAUAGAGUGCAUCUCUAUACUACUCAUGCACGGUGCUGAUCCCCACAUUGUAGAUGCCAAUGGCGAUGCUGCCCUCCACCACGCCAUUUGCAGAGGGAACAUAACAGUUGUCAGCAAACUGCUGGAGUAUAAUGUAGAUCUUAAAGCUGAAACAGAGUAUGGGUUGACACCCUAUAAACUCGCUUUAUUUGAAAAUCAACUUGAAAUGGCGCAGUUUUUAAUUGAGAAAGGUGCGGAUGCACCUCCGGAGCUUACACCAAAUAGGUAA